CAUCAUAUAUUUGUAGAAGCUGUUCUUGAAUUUCAAGUUUAAUUACACAAGAAAUACAUCAAAAAUGGACAGCGUCUCCAUUUUUAUGAUUUAUAGUGCUCUUUUUGGCCUAGUUGCUAACAUUGGUUUUGCACAAACUGUGCAUAUAGUUGGAGACAACAUGGGAUGGAGAAUUCCCACAAGUACUUCUGUCUCUUACUCCAAUUGGGCUUCUGGCAAAACAUUCAUGGUUGGUGAUAUCCUAGUGUUCAACUUUAUGACUAACGAGCACGACGUAGUCCAAGUGCCCAAAGCCUCGUACGAUGCUUGCAGCGAAGACAAUGCCAUCGGCAACAUCAUCACCACCGGACCGGCCAAUAUCACCCUUGACAAUGCCGGUGAGCGCUACUACAUCUGCAGCAUAGGCGGCCACUGCGGAGCGGGACAGAAGCUAUCCAUAACAGUAGUCUCAUCAUCCACCGGUGGUCCCAGUCCGCCCGUGACCACUCCUCCCCCGGCCACACCGACCACUCCCCAGCCGGAUGCAUGUGCGCCCACGCCCGAGGCCGAAUCCCCAAGGGCAAGGGGAGCGCCACCGCCAACUGGACAGUCCGGACGUAUUCCACCACCACCUCCUAAUUCUGCCUCUGUUUCUCUAACUAGUAGCUUCUUGCUUGUUAUCGCUUUUGCUGGCUUAGCCUUCAUUUUCUAAAUAUUUUUAUCUUCAUUUUCAUAAUUUUUCUUGAUCUAGUUUUGCUUGGAUAUAGUAGUGUAUUUUUAUACUUGUUUAUUGUGUAUUGGAUUGAAUUUAUGUUGAUUGGUUAUGAUCCAAUCUUAAUUGGCGCAUUUUGUAUUAUUUUUUGUUAUGAGAUCAAUAAAAUCGUUUAUUUAUGUAUGA
Molecule: messenger RNA, 877 nt
Organism: Salvia hispanica
Lineage: Eukaryota; Viridiplantae; Streptophyta; Magnoliopsida; Lamiales; Lamiaceae
Product: cucumber peeling cupredoxin-like
Cellular component (GO): plasma membrane
Molecular function (GO): electron transfer activity
Source: RefSeq, a predicted model, not a curated record